GGGGCGGGGCGUUUCCGCUUCCGGCCAGUUGGCGUGCGAGACGCCGGCGGGAGGAUGGAAGCGCUCGUGGCUCAGUGCACCGCGCGGCUGCUGCUGCAGGAGAAAGUCAUUCAGUCUCUGAGUGCCGAAAUUAACCAGUUGAGAAACCGUGCCUACUCGGAAACUUCGCCGCAGCUGGCUCAGCUGCAUGAAGAAAAUUUAAAAUUAAAAUAUCGCAUAAAUAUUCUCCGAAAGAGUCUUCAAGCAGAAAGGAAUAGACCGACCAAAAAUAUGAUUAACAUCAACAGCCGUCUUCAGGAAGUCUUUGGCUGUGCCGUAAAGGCCGCCUACCCAGAUUUGGAAAAUCCUCCUCUGUUCGUGACACCGAGCCAGCAGGCCAAGUUUGGGGACUACCAGUGUAACAGUGCUAUGGCUAUCGGGCAGAUGCUGAAAACCAAGGAACAGAAAGUGAAUCCCAGGGAGAUCGCUGAAAACAUCACCAAACAUCUCCCGGACAAUGAGUAUAUUGAAAAAACUGAAAUUGCUGGUCCUGGUUUUAUUAACGUCCAUUUAAGGAAGGAUUUUGUGUCGGAACAGUUGAGCAAUCUUUUGGUGAAUGGAGUUCAUCUGCCUGCCGUUGGAGAGAAUAAAAAGGUUGUGGUGGACUUCUCUUCUCCCAACAUAGCUAAAGAAAUGCACGUGGGCCACCUGAGGUCCACCAUCAUCGGGGAGAGCAUGUGCCGCCUCUUCGAGUUUGCAGGAUAUGAGGUGCUCAGGUUAAAUCAUGUGGGAGAUUGGGGGACCCAGUUUGGCAUGCUGAUUGCUCACCUGCAGGAUAAAUUUCCAGAUUAUCUAACAGUUUCACCUCCUAUUGGGGAUCUCCAGGCAUUUUAUAAGGAAUCCAAGAAGAGAUUUGAUACUGAGGAAGAAUUUAAGAAGCGGGCGUACCAGUGUGUGGUUCUUCUGCAGAGUAAAAACCCCGAUAUUCUGAAAGCCUGGAACCUGAUCUGUGAUGUGUCCCGUCAAGAGUUUAAUAAAAUCUACGAUGCACUGGACAUCACUCUGAUAGAGAGAGGAGAAUCCUUCUAUCAAGAUAGGAUGGAUGAUGUUGUCAAGGAAUUUGAAGAGAAAGGGUUUGUGCAAGUGGAUGACGGCAGGAAGAUUGUGUUCGUCCCGGGCUGCUCCGUCCCGUUAACCGUCGUGAAAUCAGACGGAGGUUACACCUAUGAUACAUCUGAUCUGGCUGCUAUUAAACAAAGACUGUUUGAGGAAAAAGCAGAUAUGAUCAUCUAUGUGGUGGACAGCGGGCAGUCCGUGCACUUCCAGACGAUAUUUGCUGCCGCUCAGAUGAUUGGUUGGUACGACCCUAAAGUGACUCGCGUGUCGCACGCCGGAUUUGGAGUGGUGCUCGGAGAAGACAAGAAGAAGUUUAAAACGCGCUCGGGUGAAACGGUGCGCCUCGUGGACCUUUUGGAGGAGGGUCUGAAACGAUCCAUGGACAAGCUGAAGGAGAAGGAAAGAGAUAAGGUGUUGAGUGCGGAGGAACUGCAGGCUGCUCAGAUGUCCGUGGCGUAUGGCUGUAUCAAGUACGCCGACCUGUCCCAUAACCGCUUGAACGACUACAUCUUCUCCUUCGACAAGAUGCUGGACGACCGCGGCAACACGGCUGCCUACUUGCUGUACGCCUUCACCAGGAUCAGGUCCAUCGCCCGUCUGGCCAACGUGGAUGAAGAGACGCUGCGGAAGGCCGCCCGGGAGACGAAGAUCGUGUUGGAGCACGAGAAGGAGUGGAAGCUGGGCCGGUGCAUCCUGCGGUUUCCCGAGGUCGUGCAGAAGAUUCUGGAUGACCUGUUUCUGCACACGCUGUGCGAUUAUAUCUACGAGCUGGCCACGACUUUCACCGAGUUCUACGACAGCUGCUACUGUGUGGAGAAAGACAGACAGACCGGCAAGGUGCUGAAGGUCAACAUGUGGCGGAUGCUGCUGUGCGAAGCGGUGGCUUCCAUCAUGGCCAAGGGCUUUGCCAUCCUGGGGAUAAAGCCCGUGCAGAAGAUGUGACCCUUCUCUCUA
Ochotona princeps (American pika) is the source of this 2049-nucleotide messenger RNA. It is a transcript of the gene RARS1, whose product is annotated as arginyl-tRNA synthetase 1. The coding region runs from base 55 to 2037 and encodes 660 amino acids. Gene Ontology annotation, molecular function: ATP binding; arginine-tRNA ligase activity. Lineage: Eukaryota; Metazoa; Chordata; Mammalia; Lagomorpha; Ochotonidae. Gene Ontology annotation, cellular component: cytoplasm. The transcript has 16 exons. Gene Ontology annotation, biological process: arginyl-tRNA aminoacylation. The record is from RefSeq and is a predicted model, not a curated record.